AUGGUAGACUUCUUAGUAAUCAAAGUGCCUGCUGCAUACAACGUAAUAGUGGGCCGGCCAUUCAUCCACGAUGCACAAGCAGUGGUAUCAACAUACCAUCUAACUAUGAUAUACAUGUCUAACUUUGAGAAGGCUGAAAGAAUCCGAGGCAGUCAAGAUUCAGCAAGAUCAUGCUACUUGACGGCAUUAAAAACACCAGGCCGACUGACCCCAUCUAGGAAUAUAGCGAGAGAGGCAGCAAUGAAAAGACCGGCAAAGGGUCAAGCCCCAAGAUUGGGGGGCGAGUCAUCUCUUUUGCCCAAGAAGGAGAAAAGGCAGAAAAGGGAGUCACCCACAAUCGAAAGCAUCGAAAAGGGGACUUCUCUACCUAGGGUAGAGGCCGGAGGAAGGUCAGAAGAAGUCGAGCUGGUAGAAGGAGAAACUGGCAGAACAGUAAAAUUAGGAACCGACAUUGACCCCCAGUUGCGGGUAAACAUGAUCGGUCUGUUGAGAGAACAUGCGGAUGUGUUCGCAUUUUCCGCAGACGAAAUGCCCGGUAUAAGCUCGGAGGUAAUCGAGCACCGACUGAAUGUCGACAGAGCAGUCAGGCCGGUAAAGCAAAAGAAAAGAAACUUCUCAACAGAAAAAAAUCAAGCAAUACAGGAAGAGGUAGAAAAGUUGUUGGCAGCAGGAUUUAUUGAACCAUGCGACUACCCAGAGUGGUUGGCCAACGUCGUAAUGGUUAAGAAGUCAAACGGCUCGUGGAGAAUGUGCGUAGAUUUCACAAACCUUAAUAGAGCAUGCCCAAAAGACUGCUACCCACUGCCAAGAAUCGACAGGCUAGUCGACUCCACAUCUGGCCACGCGCUGCUCAGUUUCCUUGACGCAUUCUCCGGGUACCACCAAGUCAGCCUCGCAAAGGCCGACAGGAAAAAAGCAGCAUUCAUCACUGAGGGGGGAGUAUUCUGUUACAAGGCUAUGCCGUUUGGGUUAAAGAACGCUGGGGCAACGUACCAAAAACUGGUCGACAGAGUGUUCGCAAACCAAAAAGGCCGCAACAUUGAAGUAUACGUCGACGACUCCAUAGUGAAAAGCAAAUUGGAGACCGAUCAUUUAGAUGACCUCAGGGAAACGUUUGAAACUCUGCGCCGUUACCAAAUGAAACUAAACCCCAAGAAAUGUGUGUUCGGAGUGAAAUUGGGGAAAUUCUUGGGUUUCCUUGUCAGCGAGAGAGGCAUAGACGCAAACCCAGAUAAGGUAGAAGCGAUACUCAGUCUGCCUCAACCAAAAAGCAUCAAAGAUGUACAAAGGCUGACAGGAAGAAUGGCGGCUCUGACAAGAUUUGUUAGCAAAUCAGCCGACAGGUCGAUUCCAUUUUUUAACACUCUUAAGCAGAACGGAAAAUUCCGGUGGGGGGAAACCGAGGAAAGGGCCUUCGAGAAGGUAAAAGAACAUCUUCGUGCUUUACCGACGAUAGCCAGGCCGGAAGAGGGCGACAAGCUACAAUUAUAUGUGUCCGCUUCAGCCCAAACCGUUGCUGCCGUACUAAUCAGUGAAAAAGACAAAAUCCAGCAGCCGAUAUACUUUGUCAGCCACAUUUUGAAUCCGGCAGAAGCAAGAUACUCGCUGAUAGAGAAAGUGGCCUAUGCAGUCCUGAUAGCCGCCAGAAAGCUCAGACCAUAUUUUGACGCACAUACCAUACAAAUUCUGACGAACUUUCCACUAGAGAAGGCUUUGCAAAAAAUGGAUACAGCCGGCAGACUGUUGCGAUGGGCAAUAGAGCUGUCGGAGUACGAUCUUGAGUUUCACCCGCGCAAUGCAAUAAAAGCACAAGCUUUGGCUGACUUCGUAGUUGAAGCAUCCUAUCAAGAAGAGGAAACCAAAGCAGAAUCCUGGAAAGUAUCAGUAGACGGUUCAGCCGCUCAGUCGGGAGCGGGAGCCGGCGUUGUCAUGAUCUCUCCGACAGGAGAUAAGUUCGAAUACGCAAUCAGAUUCACUUUCGCAGCUUCGAACAACGAAGCAGAAUAUGAAGCAGCCAUUGCAGGGGUACAGCUAUGCUUGUUGGCAGAUGCCAAGAGGAUAGUAAUGACAACGGAUUCUCAGUUGGUGGCAAAUCAGUUUUCGGGAGAGUAUGAAACAAAAGAGCCGUCAAUGCGGCGGUAUCAAGAAAAACUGAAGACGCUGACAGCGAAGUUAGAAGCUUUUGACAUCGAAUUGGUCCCCAGAGCGUUGAACACUGCCGCAGACAGCCUAGCAAAACUGGCCAGUUCGAAAACAAUCGAGCUCAGUCGAUCAGUAAUGAUAGAAAUCAUGCACAGAAGGAGCACGGAGGAAAAAGGAAAGGAAAUAAUGGUCAUCACGGCAAACAAAGAGUGGUACGAUGAUAUCUGGGCGUACAAGACGACUGGAGUUCUCCCGGCCGAUAUCAGGGAGGCAAAGAAAAUCAAAAAAGACAUCUGCUGGUACGUCAUAUAUCAGGGGCAAAUCUAUAAAAGAGCCUUCAGCCUCCCCCUGCUGCGGUGUUUGACGGCAUACGAAUCCGCAAGGUUAAUCGAAGAAAUGCAUGAAGGAAUAUGCGGAAACCAUGUAGGAGGAAAAACACUUGCUUUGAUCUGCCAAAGACAAGGUUACUACUGGCCAACCAUGCUGGAGGACGCACAGAGCUACGUCAAGAAAUGCGAAAAAUGCCAGCUAUUUGCCCCAGUAAUACGUAUGCCAGCAAACGACUUGAUGCCCAUUUUGAAUCCAAUCCCAUUCGCCCAGUGGGGAAUGGAUAUCGUGGGACCCUUCACAACAGCCUCAGGAGGCAGGAAGUUCUUGAUUGUUGCCGUCGAUUACUUCACAAAAUGGAUUGAGGCCGAGCCGGUAGCAAAAAUAACAGCCAACCAGGUACGGAAGUUCAUCUGGAAAAACAUCAUAACAAGAUUUGGAAUACCGACAGCAAUAGUAUUCGACCACGGAUGCCAGUUCGACUGCGAACCUAUACGAGCAUUCUUGGCAGACUACCGGAUCAAAUUCGCAUAUGCCUCAGUCUGCCACCCGCAGAGCAACGGGCAAGCCGAGGCUGCAAACAAACAAAUACUCGUAGCCCUUAAGAAAAAGUUGGAUGAGUUCAAGGGCAAGUGGGCAGACACAGUCCCAGAGGUUCUAUGGGGUAACAGAACGACGGUUAAAGAAGCAACAGGAGAGAGUCCUUUCAAACUGUGUUUCGGAUCAGAAGCAGUCAUACCGGCUGAAGUAGCACUGCCCACCUUUCGCAUCCAGCAUUAUGAAGAACAGGGAAACGACAGCUUACUCAGACACCAGCUUGAUUUCCUACCAGAGGUCAGACUGCAGGCGGAAAUUAGGUCGGCCGCAUACAAAAACAGAAUGAGCAGGGCCUACAACAAGCGAGUAAAACAUAGGAAGCUGGAGGUAGGCGACCUUGUACUCCGCCGGACGGCAGCAACCGGCAAAGCUCAAAAACAAGGAAAACUGACUGCAAAUUGGGAAGGGCCCUACCAGAUAUGGGAAGAAGUGGUAGCUGGAUCAUACAGACUAAUGGAGAUGAAUGGAACACCGCUGAAGAACUCAUGGAACGCAGAUACUUUAAGAAAAUUCCAUGCGUGA
This is a messenger RNA of Spinacia oleracea (spinach), 3588 nucleotides long. RefSeq lists its product as uncharacterized. The transcript has a single exon. The coding region runs from base 1 to 3588 and encodes 1195 amino acids. Gene Ontology annotation, molecular function: nucleic acid binding; RNA-DNA hybrid ribonuclease activity. The record is from RefSeq and is a predicted model, not a curated record. Gene Ontology annotation, biological process: DNA integration. Lineage: Eukaryota; Viridiplantae; Streptophyta; Magnoliopsida; Caryophyllales; Amaranthaceae.